Molecule: messenger RNA, 1497 nt
Organism: Rhipicephalus microplus (southern cattle tick)
Lineage: Eukaryota; Metazoa; Arthropoda; Arachnida; Ixodida; Ixodidae
Product: ATP-dependent DNA helicase PIF1-like
Source: RefSeq, a predicted model, not a curated record
AUGCAAGAAGAAGAAGAAUGUGAUGAAGAUAACGGGUGCGCGCGGGUACAAAUCUCCGAACGACGAGGUGCGGAUGCUAGUGUGUACGCGGACGUGCUGCCUAACGAGCGCCUGCUCCGACUGCUCAAGGAGGUCAGUACGCUGAGUGCUGCGGUACGCAAACGGCGCGGAAUCAUGGAACGAGAAGAGUACGUCUUGAUAAUGCGCAGCACCAACCCCGAGCAGUACGAGUUGCUGCGCGAGAUUCUGCACCGUCAGACCACGCAGGGGCAGCCUCCACUGCGGGUCUUCUUCACGGGACCCACGGGUUGUGGCAAAACCUUCGUGCUCAAGCUCGCCAUGGACGUGUAUAACCGCUGUGCGGACUGCUGCGGUGCCGUUGGCUGGGAAGAGGGCUGCUCCUCAUCCGUCCCUUCCGUCUACAACGCGUACGUGGUCUGCGCCAGUACGGGAAAGGCCGCCGUUGCUGUGGUUGGAACCACCGUCCACAGUGCCUUCAAACUCGUGCGCGCUGCCCGUGGAAACCGACAGGACGUCCGCCUCGGAGUCUGGGGGGACGGUGGACUCCGACCUAGUGACCUGAACACCUUCCGGUGUGCCUUCCGCAGAGUCAAGUGCGUCAUCAUAGACGAAGUCAGUAUGAUGUCUGCCGACCAACUCAAACUGGUUGAUUGCCGUGUGCGCCAGAUCAAGCAGCGACUCACCGAACCCUUCGGUGGACUGGAAAUCAUCCUCUGCGGGAACCCACGGCAGUUGCCGCCCGUGUGUGCCAGCGAGAUCUUCAAGCGGCCCCGCAGUGCUGAUGGUCUCCUCGGAUUCAGCACUGUCACCUGGCAUCAUCUCGAAUACUUCCCGCUCGUGAGAGUUGUGCGACAGUUAGACGUCACCUUCUCCUUGGUCCUCACCAAGAUCGGGGACGGCCGCGCGCUCGAGCCCGAAGAAGUAAAGCUUCUCGAAACCAGGUUCGUUACGGUCGAGGAAGCCGCCGAGCGCGCGCCCUCGGCCGUGCGCAUCUUCUACUCGAACGCCGAUGUCACGCGUUUCAACGAGACCGUGGCCCGUUCGCAGGACGACUUCGUGGUGCUUCGCGCGCGUGAUCGGUACCUCGGCUGCAAGACGCCGCAUCUGCUCGAGAAUGCCAAGCGCAGGGUUGCCCGCAAGGUUCCCAGCGAGUUUGCAAAUCUGCCCGUGGAAGUCAUGGCCGUGGUUGGCAAGCCCUACCUGAUGACUCAUAACAUCGAUCUCGUGGAUGGUCUGGUCAACGGUGCGGUUGGAGUCUUGCACCUGUGUGAGCCCACCGGCCCGUUGCCCGAUGAUGGAGAUGGAGUGGAUGAAGAAGGAGAAGGAGACGGGAAUGAAGAGACGCGCUUGAGGCGACUGUUUCUCGAGUUCGAUGUGCCCGGUACCAGAAAGCUCACACGUGCGCGUGCCGCUCAGGCCGUUCACGAGGCCCGUUCCAACGGCUACGACGGUAAUCAUUCGCUACCCCGACCUUAG